Messenger RNA from Cariama cristata (Red-legged seriema), 201 nucleotides. It is a transcript of the gene MSRB1, whose product is annotated as methionine sulfoxide reductase B1. The annotation marks the transcript as partial. The transcript is spliced from 4 exons. The record is from RefSeq and is a predicted model, not a curated record. Gene Ontology annotation, molecular function: peptide-methionine (R)-S-oxide reductase activity. Lineage: Eukaryota; Metazoa; Chordata; Aves; Cariamiformes; Cariamidae.
GACACCGUCCACGAGGACAGCGUGGCCAAGCGCCAGGAGCGGCCGGGGGCUUUAAAGGUGUCUUGUGGCAAGUGUGGCAACGGGCUCGGCCACGAAUUCCUCAACGAUGGGCCGAAGAGGGGGCAGUCACCCUUCUGCAUCUUCACCAGUUCACUCCAGUUCAUGCCGCAGUGGAAGGAAACCUCCUUGGGGGUGCCAGCG